Physcomitrium patens is the source of this 2147-nucleotide messenger RNA. RefSeq lists its product as uncharacterized. Gene Ontology annotation, biological process: carbohydrate metabolic process. NCBI's taxonomy places the organism in Eukaryota, Viridiplantae, Streptophyta, Bryopsida, Funariales, Funariaceae. Gene Ontology annotation, molecular function: hydrolase activity, acting on carbon-nitrogen (but not peptide) bonds. The record is from RefSeq and is a predicted model, not a curated record.
AGAAAAUGGAAGCUUUGGGGGCAUGGCACCGAUGGGACCGCCCGCGUGCACGUGGCUGAUGCGCGAAUCCAUCAGAUUGUCUUCCGGCGAUUGCUCAUGCGCAACUCAACCCCACCCACCUCCUCAAUCUGCUCAACGUCUCUGGCCUCUUUCUCGCCCCCGCUCCUGAGCCAUUCGCUGGAUGGUGGCUGCAUGGUUUGUGGGGAAUGAAGCCGGUGGCACUGGAGCAGUGAGGUAUUAUAUGUGACUGGAGUUGCGUAAGAAGGGCUGGUUUGCAUAGUGACGAUGAGUUUGUCUGUCACUCCGUUUAUCGUCUAAGUUGGGGUUCGACGCGGCUGUCGGUGUUUGAUGUUCAUCUCGUGCUGAUCUCCGAUUACAUGGAGCUAUAGCCCCGUGCCAAUUAAAUCAUGACCACUUUCUCUUCUUACGAGGCAACUUCAACCCCUCCGAUCGGCACAUCCAUUACUCCUACUAAUUCGAGCAGUCCUCGAUGGAGGAUUAUUUUCCAAAGAAAUUGCAAGCCAAAGACGUUGAGGAGUCGGAACUCAAGGUUUAGGUCCCAACAAGGAUCAGGUCCACGACUUGCGGACCAUUUAACCAGCCUUUGGCAACGAAGGCCUAGCUUAGAUAGGAAGGACGCUAGUAAACCCCGGCAGAUUCGAGGUUCAGGUAGAGAUAACAGGCAAGUUGGUGCUAAAGGCUGGCACGUCUCAGCGUUUGGAGGCAUAGACAUGCUUGUGAAUUCUAGCUUGAUGGCGAAUGUACAGGCCAAUAUAGUGCCGAUGGCUGUGAUUGUGGCGCUUGGAAGUCUGAUUUUUACAAUUAUUCUUCUAUUGGGCCUCGCGAUACUCUGCCACCCACUGUGGAUUGUGAAAUGGACACAGAAACUUCAGCCACAUGUUAUGUAUCUUAAACCCACACAAGAAAAACUCGUUGCUUUAACUCUCGAUGACGGCCCCCAUGCACACAUCACUCCUCAGUUGCUGGACAUCCUAAAGGAGAAUAACUGCAGGGCGACGUGGUUCCUGAUUGGCAACCACAUGGCGCGCUGCCCUCUUGUAGUGGAUCGUAUUAUUGCUGAAGGUCAUGAAGUGGCGAAUCAUAUGAUGGCCGAUGUUGCCAGUUGGACUCUUUCCAAGGAAGAGUUUGAGACGCAGCUUAUUGAAUGCGACAAUCGUCUGAAGGAUUACUAUCGGAACAAUUCUAGUGGUCAAGCUCAGAAAUGGUUCCGCCCAGGACAUGGUUUCUACAAUAUGCAGAUUGUAAAGACUUGCAAAAAGCACGGCUAUCGAGUUGCGUUGGGAUCUUUGUAUCCCAUGGAUCAUAUGUUCGAACGACAAGCUCAUCUUCUCGUAAAGAUUCUGCUUUGGCGGAUCCAUCCAGGAGCAGUUAUUAUACUACAUGACCGUGUUCCUCAGUGGGCACAAACUCCUCUGGUCUUGCGCCUGCUUUUACCAGAGCUGAGGAAGCGUGGCUACCGAGUCGUAAGCCUCUCCGAACUAGAGGAGUCAGUGAGCAACCCAGAAGUGAAGCAGGCCGACUAAUAUAAGCAAAUCUACGAUACUUUUCACAAAUCAUUCUGGGGACUUUUUGAUGCAACUGUGACAUAAAACCUUUGAAGCGAAGGCGUGCUCUUGGUGUAGAAUAUAUCUUAAUCCUUAAAUCUUCUGUCUUUUGAACCCAGUCUUUGUCAGAUUCAGGAAUGGCUUGGCAUUGUAUUCAGAUUGGGGAACAAUAUUGCAAGUGGACAGUAUCUUGACAGAAUUGAUCAGCAUCAGCAUUUCCAAGGGCCCUCUUCAAAAGAUGCUUUGUGGAGCCAAUAUCCUAAGAACAUUCAAAUGGCUAAAGUUAGGCAAACAGGUACUACGAUACUAAUUACCAACUGGUCUUUGUGGAACAGGGCGUGCGUCAGCGUCUCUUGUCUGCUGUCGUGCUUAAGAGAUAGAUGGCUACAUUCUAUGUGUGAUUAGGGCACAUCGAAGGUAUCAUUUGUUUCGGCAGGAGAGUUUAGGUGGUGAAAGAGAGUAGCAUGUGAAAUAAAGAGUUUUGCUGCGGACUUUUUGAAGUUGUACACUAACAUGGUGAUCAUUUCAAGUUCGUAAUUUUGUAACUUGUUUCUGAGUUAGUCAAUUCUAGCGUUUGCUUCA